Molecule: messenger RNA, 2303 nt
Organism: Laccaria bicolor S238N-H82
Lineage: Eukaryota; Fungi; Basidiomycota; Agaricomycetes; Agaricales; Hydnangiaceae
Exons: 20
Coding region: 1-2232 (743 amino acids)
Source: RefSeq, a predicted model, not a curated record
AUGCCUCGAAGGAACGGGAACGGGGCGACCUCACAAUACGUUCUACCGGUUUGCUUUGAAAGUCUUGGCUCCUUCCUGGAUUUUCACCCAACACGACCCAACACGUACGCUCUUUUUCCUUGGGUUGGUGAACGAGUGCUGGCACCUGGAACAUCAACUGAUAGCACUGCAACGACAUUCGCGGGCAUGAACUACGUCGACGCGCAUCUUCAUGACAACUUGGGAUUAUUGUCCUCCAGGUUGUGGAGACCGGAGGAGGAGCACACAUGGCUCCGCAGCUCGACACUACUUCCUUCAAAUGUGACCCGCUCCUCUCCAUUAUCAACUAGCCGCAACGUAGCCUGGCCAACACUGAUGACGCUACUAACCUUCUGUCUCGUUUUUCAUUUCAACGGACUCGAUAGCAACACUGCUCAAGCGCUCGCAGAAAUCCGCGUUUCAUCCCAGCACAUCCUCAAAUCGGUCCAACUUUCGAUUGGAUCGUUCGAGCGGGAAUCACCUUGUCUAUUGGAUGCAAAGGCUCACGCAUUUGAGUUGUCAUCCCCCUGUCAACUUUUGCCUUUAGAGCCCCUCUAUCUGCAAGUCCGAUUCCGCGGAUUGUUUCGUGCUGCGUCGAAGAGCAAGAUACCUCUCGAUGAACUGCUAAGACUUUCUACUCUAGAAUGGUCAAAAUCAUUUGACAAGUUCAAUGUCGUCCUGAAGUUUAGCCAAUACGCAGGGGCGGAACCUCCGACGAGUGGCGACCUACGACCUACAACGGAUGAGUUAUUCAAGUUGGUCGAACGGUUCCGAGUCCUGGUCAUCGGCAAAGUGGCCCUCUUAUACCUCUAUUCUCAGGUAUUAGCUCACGACCGUGGCUCAUUCAGAAGCUGGCGUGUCAAAUAUCAAUACUCCGAUUAUAGCCAGCGAAAACGGAAGAUUUGUUCUACACGACAGUCAGGGGUUCGCGAGCAUGGAGAGGGUGAAAACUUUCAGAAAGUGGUCGAUUUUUUGAAAGCUCGUAAGAAGAUGUCCAAUGUGAGGGAUCAGGUACAUGCUGUCUGGCUUUGUUUCCCGGUGUCCUUGUCUAAAGGUGACCGUUUGUUCGAGGCUGGGGUGGAGGAAUUAUUCCGUAUGAAGUCUAAUGGAGACCUUGGCCCUGUUUCUGUGAUCACCGUUUUUACCAAAUAUGAUAAGUUGGUAGAGCAGGUUGAAUAUGGUAACAAUCUAGAGUUCCACAAACGCAACAAACAUUUGGAUCGGGAAACCCGAAAUGCACGUCUUGCUGAGGAGACAGCAGCACAGUUCCAAGAAUUGUGUGUUGGUCCCUUCGAAAAGGUCGUCGGUAUAGUCAUUCCGCACAUUGCCGUCUCAACCAAUGAAGAAUACAAGGUUACCAGAAAGAUGUUGAACGAGCUUGUCCAUCUCACUGCUGACUGUGUUAAAAACACCCUGGCAGUUGACGUUGCUGAAGAUGUUGCACUGGUCUCCGCCAUCGCCCAACGCGUGAAUCCAGCUGUAAAGAUCGAUGCGGGUUGGGAAGAAGCGUAUGAAUCUUCCGGCGUGCCCCUUGGUGAAAGUUAUUGGAUGGGUCUCGCAGCUAGCGUGAAUUUUCCAGGAAAAACUAUAGAAGAAUGCCUACGGGUUCUACAUACUGAUAUCGUUGAAGUGUGGAACAUUCAAGAUGGUUGCGGGUAUUUGGAAAGCAAGGAACUGAAAAAGCUAAUGUUCGAACUUGUUGGGAAUCAAUAUGACGAGCCGUCAGAUCCCAACACGAUAUUUCCCCAUGCUUAUUCGCUGCUUGGUGCCUUGACUAUGUUAAUUGGGGGUUUGACUGCACCUGCUGCUCCCAUUGUGAUUCCUAUUGUUGCGUCUCUCUUGCUGGCAAAAUGGAUUUUCGAUGUGUACAAGGCACUCAUGCUACAACGUUUGAUGGCGUACAUCGUCGACUUCACGAUUAUUAUGCAAAUAAUUUUUGGCUUGGUGGUGAACGCCCGUCUGCGCCUUUCCCGCCGCUUGAUCAAGCUCAUCUUCAAGGCCUACAGCAUUUCAGACGAAAGGAGCAAAGUUCACAAGGAGAUUAAGGAACAUGUGAAGCUGGCAGGCCGCUUUGACCAGGAUGCAGCUCUGGCGAAGAUCAUCCAAUUGAUCAAGGAGUAUCAGAUGAAACCCGAGAUUAUGGAGGAGCUACAAAGUGCAGUUAAGGCCUUCGAGAACAAUGAGGACGAGGAUUGGGGCGUAGGCAAAGCGUGACUUGAUUAUUCAAUUCCCUGUGUACUUUGUUGUCUAUGUACACAUGCCAUAAUCCGAACAAAAAUGAACCG